AUGGAUCCGUGCCCCUUCGUGCGAGUCCUGGUGGGCAACGUGGCCCUCAAGGUCCUGGGGGCCUCCAAGCCGGCGCGUGCCGGCGUGCACCCGUCGUCUUCCCCGUGCUACUGCAAAGUCCGGCUGGGCCGCUUGCCCUGCCAGACGGCGGCCGUACCACUGAUCCAGCCGGAGAGCGCCUUCCCGGAGGAGCAGUCGCUAGCCCUUGCCGUCGUGUUCCACCUGAGCCGGGCCGACCUCCAGGCCCUCGCCGGCAAGUCGCUGUUCGCUGGCGGCCGGCCCUGCCUGAGGGUCUCCGUAUACAAGGGCCGGAGGGGCGCCACCUGCGGGGUGAGCUCCGGCCGGCUGCUGGGGCGGGUGGCGGUGCCGCUCGACCUCAAGGGCGCGGAGGCGCGGCCCUGCGUCUUCCACAACGGGUGGGUCUCCAUGGGGAAGGAGGAGAAGAAGGAAGGUGGCGGCAAGGGCAGCAGCCCUUCGUCGCUGAUGCACCUGACUGUGCGCGCCGACCCGGACCCUCGCUUCGUCUUCGAGUUCGGCGGCGAGCCGGAGACCAGCCCGCAGGUCUUCCAGAUGCAGGGCAGCAUCCGGCAGCCCGUCUUCACCUGCAAGUUCUCCUGCCGCAGCUCUGGCGACCGUAACCGUAGAUCCAGGUAACCCACUCCACCAUUCUCUCCAUCUCCUUCUUCGAUUCGAACUCAGGACUGAUCAGGAUUUUCUUUCUUUCAGAUCACUGCAACUGGAGAAGACGAGCUCCACUAGGAAGUGGCUGGGAUCCUUCGGGUCGGAUAGGGAGCGGCCGGGGAAGGAGCGAAAGGGAUGGUCCGUGACCAUUCACGACCUCUCCGGCUCUCCGGUGGCGCUGGCCUCCAUGGUCACCCCCUUCGUCGCAUCCCCCGGCACGGACAGGGUGAGCUGCUCCAACCCCGGCGCAUGGCUCGUGCUCCGGCCCGGCGGCGGCACCUGGAAGCCGUGGGGGCGCCUCGAAGCCUGGCGCGAGCGCGGCGGCGCCGGUGACGGCGACGAUCUUGGGUACCGGUUCGAGCUCCUCCCCGACGCCUCCGUGCGCGGCGGCGGCGCCGGUCUGGUCCUCGCCGAGUCCACCCUCAGCGCCUCCAAGGGCGGGACCUUCGCCAUCGACCUCACCGGGAACGACGCGUUCCUCUCACCGCCGCCGCGGGAGACCCCUCGCCGGAGCUGGGACCUGGGGCUCGGCCUGUACCCAUUCAGCGGCAACAGAGGGUUCGUCAUGUCCUCGACGGUGAGCGGGCGGGGGAAGAAGCAAGGCCGGACGGCGGUGGAGGUCAGCGCGCAGCAGGUCGUUUGCACGGAGGACGCGGCGGCGUUUGUGGCCCUCGCGGCGGCGAUCGACCUCAGCAUGGACGCCUGCCAGCUCUUCUCCCACAGGCUCAAGAAGGAGCUGCUGUCCCAGUCGCGGGACUCGCUGCCAUGA
Messenger RNA from Spirodela intermedia, 1450 nucleotides. The record is from the annotation of a GenBank genome assembly. Lineage: Eukaryota; Viridiplantae; Streptophyta; Magnoliopsida; Alismatales; Araceae.